Messenger RNA from Pichia kudriavzevii, 2448 nucleotides. RefSeq lists its product as uncharacterized. The coding region runs from base 1 to 2448 and encodes 815 amino acids. Gene Ontology annotation, biological process: regulation of transcription by RNA polymerase II. The transcript has a single exon. The record is from RefSeq and is a predicted model, not a curated record. Lineage: Eukaryota; Fungi; Ascomycota; Pichiomycetes; Pichiales; Pichiaceae.
AUGAGUCAGAGUGGGAUGACGAUGGAGGCACCAGGAGACGAAGUCCCCGUCUUAACCCCAACUCCAGAUGAACACAUGUUGCUUCAAAAUCCUCGUGAAGAAGUAUCUUUCACAGAAUACUAUCAAAACCUCGAUCCUGAAGAGUUAUUGCCAGUUUUCACAUAUAGCCACAGUGAAAUUUACAGUAAAAUUCUUGAAAAUACAAAUGGUCUUGAUAGAUAUGAUUAUAGACAACGUCGUGUAGACCAAAUACGAAGCUCCAAACUCAAAACGCCAAACUUUAGAAAACUUGUGGAUUUAGAUUUUGAGGUUGAAAACAAGAAAAAGGAAAUAGAACUUCAACAAAGCCCUGAAAAUCCACGCAUUCUCCGCAAAUUAGGGUUCCAUAAUCUUGAAACAAAAAACGAUCAAAAGCUAGAUUUACCAGCAACAUACUUUCGACCCAAUUUGAACAACGAUUCAAUGGUUCGUGGGAAGCUCACGUAUAAGUCAAAACAUUUUCAAGUAUUGUAUGAUAUGGACGAAACCGAUUUGCUGUUUGUAGAUUGGAUGAACUCAGUGGCAACGCAACCGGUAUCACCAGAUUUAUUUGAGAUUAUAAUCACUUUUUUUGAAACCCAAAUUUACCAAGUAGAGAGAAUUCUACCUCCAACAAUCAAGGACAGAGCGACUAUCGACUAUCAACAGCACCAAGCAGCUAUUCUUUACGGAUCAGAUGAUGGAAAAGGAUGUGCUACCCAAGACGAACAGACAUGCGCUGUGUGUGGGUCUGCAAAUAGCGACAGUUCUAAUUCCAUUGUUUUCUGUGAUGGUUGUGAUAUUGCAGUUCAUCAAGAUUGUUAUGGUGUAUCUUUUAUACCCGAAGGCCCAUGGUUAUGUCGCCGAUGUUUGAUUGCUAGAAAUACCGACGAAAAAUGUGAAUUUUGUCCGUCCAUUACAGGUGCCUUCAAACAAACCGAUGGUGGAGAUUGGGCGCAUGUCUUAUGCACAUUAUGGACACCAGAGUUAUAUUUCGCUAAUCCAAUAUACAUGGAGCCGGUUGAAGGUGUUGCCAAUAUUCCAAAAAGUCGAUGGAAAUUGGUUUGCUACAUCUGUAAACAGAAAGUUGGAGUGUGCAUUCAAUGCAGUAAGCCGUCUUGUUUUGCUGCGUAUCAUGUCACUUGUGCCAAAAGAGCUGAACUUUGCAUGAAAUAUAAAAAGGGAAUCAAAGGUGCCAUUCAUGACAAGGGGACUUUAGUCAGUUACUGUGAUAAACACACUCCAAUUGAAUGGGGGCAUACCCACGAUGUCAAGGCAGGUAUUAAUAAGACGAGACUUUUUUUCCAUGAUAAAGUCCAUAAAACUCAACAUGGAAACACAAGCGCUAUAGAAAAGACAGCCGUCACUGAACAAGAAUACAAAGACUUACAAAGCACAAAAUCGACAGAAUUCAGAUGGCGAUUGGGAGAGAACAUCUAUGUUAUUCCAGAAAUCUUUAUUGAUAGAUUGACGAAUUUUAUCGAAGAAAACAAACUGACCAAUAUUCCAAGGAAUGCAAUGUAUCAGAUUGCCAAAUACUACACCCUAAAGCGAAAACAUAUGGGGAAGGGACUAAUAAAGAGACCAGAUGUUUUCAAUUAUGCCGGAAUGACCAUGGAGCAAUUGAACAGGAGGGACGAAGCUGUUGCCUAUUUCCAAUAUGAUAUUGGUCAGCUUCAGGAAACAUCCAAACUAGUUCUUAAAAGAUCAAGUAAGCAAAAGGAAAUAAAUGAAGUUUCUAUCGAUUUGCAUAACAAACUAACGUAUCCUAAACUAUGGGCAUGCCAAACUUUGGUAAAUUUUCUUAAAGUCAAUUUGGAUUCCAUAUCUUAUAGCAUCCCUAAAUAUGCAGUAAAGCCUACAAUUGAUCAGAUCUUCCAAAAAGUGGAUAAUUCUGAAUAUACAGAUAUCGAGAUACUAAUCAAGGAUAUCGAAAAGUUUUGCAAUUGGAUACUAUCUCUAAGUUUGAAUUCCAAUUCGCCGUUGGUUAAAGUCCAGAAGGUUUUCAAAAUCUGGCAACGGUACAAGAAAUCAAAAUAUCAAACAGCUCGUGAUUUUAUCAAAAUGGUGGAAGAUGAGUGGGACUUGAUCAAAUCACAAUUUGUGGCUAGCAAAGGCCUAUCCUAUAAAGCUAUAGAUAACUUUGAUUGCUUCUACAAUGAAAGAAAAAGAAAACAUAAAAAGCCAAAAGGGGUUGAUGGAAAUUCUCCUGUAAUAAGAUUUGGAAUUGAGGUGUCUCCGCUGAAUGAACCCUCUGAUAAUAGAAGAACAUUGCGAACUAGAAGAACUCCUUCAUAUAAUGAUGAAGCCGAAAAGCAAAUUGCUGAAGCUACCAAAAAAGGCGUAGGGAUCAAAGCAAGAUUGGAUAGGGUGAAAUUACGUUCAAAUGCACAAAACCUCCGGAAGAGCAAAAGACUAAAGAGCAAGUAA